Molecule: messenger RNA, 3743 nt
Organism: Pseudomyrmex gracilis
Lineage: Eukaryota; Metazoa; Arthropoda; Insecta; Hymenoptera; Formicidae
Gene: Cp190
Product: centrosome-associated zinc finger protein CP190-like
Exons: 6
Coding region: 379-2880 (833 amino acids)
Biological process (GO): regulation of transcription by RNA polymerase II
Cellular component (GO): nucleus
Molecular function (GO): sequence-specific DNA binding; protein binding; DNA-binding transcription factor activity, RNA polymerase II-specific
Source: RefSeq, a predicted model, not a curated record
GAAAUUACAAGCAUAAUAGUAUUUUCGAGUUGCGUUUAUACUUGUUGAAGUAGGCCAGUCAGAAAAUUGGGCUUGGCCUGAGAGAGAAAGCUAGUUCACUGCCUACGAUUCAUGGAAGACGCGUACACGAUCAGCGCCUUCUUGUCGUUACAAAAUGUAUCUUCGUGAUUGAUGUCGUCUCUGAAAUAAAAUAUAAGAGCUAACGUACAAGUUUAUUAUCUUUUUAUACUUUCUUAUACACAUCUUGCCACUGUACGGAGCGCGCCAUACUACAUGUACUAUUUUGUAUUAGUAUAUUGGAAUAUGAGAAUUGUAACAUACAUAUGAUCGAAGAGAGAAAGAGAGAUAUUGAGAUAGUUUUAUGGAAUAUUCUUCGCAAUGGAGUCCGAAGUGCAUCAGGAGAAAUCACUUCCUUCACAAGGAUUAAAACAAGUAAAAGUUGACAAUUGGGGAAUAUUUUUCCUUCAACGACUCCAGCAAUUAUACGCAGAAGAACAACUUCUUGAUCUAAAAAUUAAAUUUCCUACAAGUAAUAUUAUUGUACAGGCUCAUCGGCUUGUAUUGACAACAUGUACAGAUUACUUUAUGCAACUGGAACAGCAGCAAAAAGGAAAUGAAGACUUUGAUGGUAUAAUUACUAUGCCUUCAGAUAUGCCUUAUGAAUGUGUUAAGUCUAUUAUUAGUUUUAUGUACACUGGACAAUUGGAGUAUUGGACAUUGGAACAACAGUCUUUGUAUCGUACUGCACAAAAGAUGAAUAUGGCAGUACUGACAAAAUUACUUGACGCUCAAUUUAAUACCAGCAGUUCACACACCGAUGCAGCUAAACCUCCUGUACAACCAGCUGUAGCUGUAUCAAAACCUUCAAUUUCAGCUCCAAAACCACUUACCAGUUCCAUUAGUUCAACAUCUACAUUACCUGAACAGCCGUUACCAGGUAAAAAGCUUCCCAUUUGGAAAAGAAAGCUGGAUGAUGCCCCAUCGGUAAAUUACGAAGCAAAAUCAUUUGGUACAUUAAUACAUAAGCCAGAGGAGAUAACUCCUGGUCCAUCCAGAUUUGACCUUCCAGAAGCAGAUGAUAUUGCUCUAGGAAUAUUUUCCUCUUUUGACGAUAUUACAUAUGAUACAAAACCUAUUGUUCAAGCAUCUGACAAAUAUAAGAAAGAGAAUUCCUCUGGUAAACGCUCGUUAGAAGAUGAUAAUAAAAAUGAUACAACUGAGGACGAGGAGGAGGAAGGUCAAGGAAAUGAGAAGAGUCUAAGAGAUACAAAUUCGGACGAUGAUUGGAGUAUAUCAAAGAAUUUCCAUAGAUCUCAAGAUGAUCAACCCAAGAGAGUGCGUUUUGAUUUGGAGGAGAAGGAAAAUGUAGAAAAAUCCAAGUCCAAUCAGCAGCAAAGCACUGAAGAUUCGAUCAGCAAUCAUGCAAAGAUUAUAAAAGAAGUAUUGAAGAAAUAUCCUCAUUUAGUAAAGAACAAGAAUAAUAUUCGUUUGAAAAUCAUGCAGAAAGAAGCAAAGUCGUCUGACAGUAACGGCAAAACAAAAGUAUCCUACGUAGUUCUGAAAUCUGAUCAUUUGUUAUCCAGUAAUAACGACGAUAACGAUUCAAAGUGUAACGGUAAUAUCGAUGGCGAGAAAGGUCCUUGGAAGUGUAACAAGUGUGACUUGGACGAGGAAUACACAAAUUAUUAUAUGUACAGGAGGCAUAUGCAAGAUGUGCACGAAGAAAAAUUUGAUCCGAGGGUCUGCGAGCAUUGUGGCUAUAAGGCGAGCAAACGUAAUCUUCUGAUGUAUCAUCUUUAUACUAAGCACAAUGUGCCACCACCUAAGAGUAUGCAUUUCCCGAAGUGCCAUGCCUGCUCUUAUGUUGCUUUGUCAGAGAAUCUGCUCGUACGUCACCAGAUAAAUUACAAGCAUCGGCCAGCUUCCCGACAACACCCGUUCCCUUCUGAGGAAAUUCAGUGCAGUCAGUGUAAUGAGUCAUUCAGAAGCAUUACUGAGCUCACCACUCACGAAUUGAACACCGGGCACGGAAAUGCGACAGAUGGCAAGGAAACGAAAGGUCAUCGUUGCUCGUAUUGCGGUAAACAUUUCGUACGUUUAACAAAUUUGCAGAUACAUUUGGAUUGCGUGCAUAAAGAGCUGCAGAGAGAUGCUGCUGUAGAGUCUGCGUCACCUGUACCAUCUAUUCCGUUGGAACCGUCAUCGGAAGCAGAAGCUUUAAGUCACGUUGUCAGUGGAAUAGCUGCUUCACUUGGCGUUGAAGUUGAAGAAAGUGCUUCGGAAACACAGGAUAGAAUAACGACAGUAAAAUCUACGGAUAAUCAAUACGUCGUGCCGGAUAUGGAAAUAGAAAUGAUGGAUAAUACAUGCAGUUACAGCGAAGUGGAAGGUCAGCAUAUGAUAAUGUUAGUUGAUACCGAUGGCAAAUAUCGUCAAACUGAAAACGAGCAUCAUCAGCAACCACAACAGCUGGAUAUUGCUGAUAACGAGCAGAUAGUUAUGCAAGGCACAGACGAUGGAAUGAUUGUGUACAUACACGGCGCUGAACAGACCGAUCAUCGAUCUUACGAGAAUUAUCAGUCCACCCAGGUCACACAAGAAGCAGAAGAAGUAGUGGAAGAAGUGGUCGAAGAAGUUGAAGAAGAGCUUAUAGAGGAGGAGGAAGAGGAAGAGGUGGUACAGAAAGUACCACAGAACACAGUGAUUGACGAUAGUGCUGAUAAUCAAGUACAGGAAGUGAUACAGUACGUUGAGGAACAAACAGAGAUAGUAGAAUAUGAUGAGGAACAAUGCAUUGAUCAUAGUAUAGAUGAGAAUCAAGAAUCUGUUAUGAUCAUUGAAGAAGAACACGUCGAAGACGUAGAAGAAACGGAUAAUUAGUACAAUGCAGAGCUUUGCAUUUUAUUGAUAUGAAGAUUGUGUACGCAAAUAAUUACUACUGUAACGCAAAUGUCUCAUUUCUUUAACAUAUGUUAGAUAUUAUCUUUUAAUAUAUCUAUGAUGGAGAAUUCCUAAAAUUUUAACUUGGGUGUAUGUCUUUUAUUCUAAAUUAAGAUUAAUACAAAAAGAAAAACUAUGGAAAGAAAGAGAGAAAACUACAAAAGUCAUAAUAAAUAUCAGUUCAGGUGUGUAAAGAAAAUAAUCCAAAAGAAUAGAAGAAUGUUUAAUUACAUAUAGGCGAAUGUUUUAAUUAAUCGAUUAUUGAUAAAUCAAAUAAUUAAAUUAUAUCAUGCGCAAAUGUUACUUUUACACAGCGAAGCAACUGAUAAAUUAAAACACUCGUCUUAAAUACACACACACACAUUUCUCAUUUGAUUAACAUCUUUAUCAAUUUUUAUUAUAAUUUUUUUACUACUGUAAUAUUUAUUGGUAGCAAAAAUGACGAGUGCAAUGGUAUUAUCUCGACAACGCUACAUGAUUUAAUAGAUAGAUGCGCGUAUAUAAACACAAAACAAUCAUAUUAUUACAUAUAUUUACUAAGAUAAGAGCAAAAUAAUGAUAUAAAUUUUGUAAGCUUGUAAAUGUGAGUUUUAUUGUUAUUUGCAUUAAUCUAUGUAUUUGUGAGAUUAUUUUCUGGAUUCUUUUGUUAAUGCAAGUUUCAGCGUAAUGUGUAAAAUACACAAUAUAUUUUGCAAAACAUAUAUAUGAUAUGCAAGUUUUUCUGUAUUUACUAUAUUAUAUAAUGCCAAAGUACUUUGGUGACCAACUCAUGUAAUUUAAUAUACUGUUUUGCGAAACAAAGA